Molecule: messenger RNA, 660 nt
Organism: Frieseomelitta varia
Lineage: Eukaryota; Metazoa; Arthropoda; Insecta; Hymenoptera; Apidae
Exons: 3
Coding region: 361-585 (74 amino acids)
Source: RefSeq, a predicted model, not a curated record
GAAACACGAUAUAAAACUUUCAUUUCGAGAAUAACAAUCAGUUUAGCUUUGAAAGUUCGCAACAACGCAAUUCGAUAAUUAAUUUUAAUGACAAUCAAUAUCGAUUGUUUACGAUUCUUUGAUUACUUCGCGCGGUUCUAAAUCAAAUAUUUAAACGGCACGAGUUAUUACGCAUUUAAAUUAUGAAUUUGUAUUUUAAAUGAAAGAAGAUUUGUAAAUAAUUUGAAAAUUUGGUUAAUAAUAUUGGUUAACAGCAUUCGAAUAACUAUACUUACCUAAACGAAAACUUAAGGUCAAAAUCAUCACUCUCGAAUCUGACGAAAGUGUACGAAUAAUUUUCCAAUUCAGUGGAUAUACGUAAUGUCACUAGACAUUUCUUUAGAGAGCAACGAAGCUCUUGCACGUCGGCCGUGCUCCGACGACAAAGACUGCCGUGGACCGUUCGUAUGCAACCCAUGGGCUGGCCAAUGCACCAAGAAAAUGAAUCCGCCACUGCUACCGUCACAAGCAAAUCAGCUAGCCGACGCAUCACCUAGCAAUGAAUCGUUGAUCGAUCGAUAUCAACGUUAUUUCGUUGGCUUAUGAAUCCAAACGCGGUAUUAGAAUCUUAGAAUUAUGUUUUUCUAUUAUCAUAUAUCUGUAGAUACAUUAAGGCAAAUA